Xyrauchen texanus (razorback sucker) is the source of this 1392-nucleotide messenger RNA. Its product is annotated as apoptosis regulator R1-like. Lineage: Eukaryota; Metazoa; Chordata; Actinopteri; Cypriniformes; Catostomidae. The transcript has 3 exons. Gene Ontology annotation, cellular component: mitochondrial outer membrane. Gene Ontology annotation, molecular function: protein homodimerization activity; protein heterodimerization activity. Gene Ontology annotation, biological process: extrinsic apoptotic signaling pathway in absence of ligand; regulation of apoptotic process; intrinsic apoptotic signaling pathway in response to DNA damage. The record is from RefSeq and is a predicted model, not a curated record. The coding region runs from base 331 to 930 and encodes 199 amino acids.
GCAUGCACAUGGAACACACACACUCACAUGUGACCUCACACACUUCGGCUCGCUUUAGAGAAUUUCCAAUUGUACACUGCUCCUCUGUCAGCUGUUCACUGGUCCUGAAUGUUUUGUUUUAGCAUGAUUCACGUCUGUGCACAAGAAGGGGACAUGAACCAACAGUCCUGGACACUGAAUAUCAGUGACAGGCAGUUUAUGUAAACAAUCCAUGGCAUGGAAGGUGACCUGGAUGUCUAAAAUGAGUGGGUGCUAAAGUGAGACGCCGUUUGGACAUUGACAUUGUAGCUUUAACUACCUGUUGAUUACAGAUUGUUGUUCUUUGAGGUUAUGGGUCUGUCAGAUGACACUGUGAUUGGCCGGGGCAUGAACAGCCCUGACCCACUGGUGCGUGAGGCCUAUAUGAUGGCCUACGACUAUAUCAACUAUGUGGCGGCAAAACCAGACAACCCACUAGGUCCUGCACCAUCCUCUGCGACUGCUGCCCUGCGCUACGCGGGAGAUGAGCUGCUUGUUCGCUUCCCCAUCUUCUUUCGGCGCUGGCCAAGGGUUUUUCAGGACGUGACUGAACAAACGGCCUGCCCGACCCUUGUUUCCAUCCUGGAUGAGCACUUUGCCCCUGCACGGCGUAGAGACCUUGCCUGGAGUGCUGUGCUGUCCGUGUUCGUUCUAGCUGGCCAACUUGCUCUGCACUGUCAAGAGAGGGGUAUGACAACAGUCCUGCCUCAGAUUCAGGAGUGCGUGGGCAGCUACGUAGAGAGAGUCAUCUGCCCAGAGAUUAGGAAUAAAGGAGGAUGGUCGGGUUUCAUCAGUCGUUUUGGAGAGAAGCAGAAUCUUGAAGACCAGGUGAAGAAGGUGUGCUGCUGGUCUCUACUCUUGCUGACUGUUGGGAUCCUGAGCUACUUUGUAUGGGCAAGAGGGAAAACUUAGACCACAGCGCCAUCUGCUGAGAAAGUGUGCCAAGGACACACUUUUGAAUGUCAGCUCUACAAUGAUUGGUUGGGUUAAAAUAGUACACAUAUUUAGGGUGGCAAGUAGAUUGUUUUGAAAAUUGUAAACUGAACUUUGCCGUAAAAUUAUGGAAUAAAAUGUCCAAUGAUGACUAUUUGUUUACACUUCCCAUUUAGAACAGCUCUAGUUACACAAAGGCUGAAAUCCAGUUAUGAUUUAGAAUUUAUUUUCAAGUUACACGCAAAUGCUCCUAUUCAAAAUCUUCCUAAGUGUCAAAAACAGGGACACUUAACAUGUUUAGCAUUCUUAAACUCACAAGGCUAAUUCUUAAAAUUAGUUUUGACAAAUACCAUUGCAAUGUAUUUACCAAACUAGAAUUUUUAAAGAGUUGACCCAGAUACUGAUUAAAAAGCAGUCAAGCAUUGUUGAGAAAUCCUUCUA